Molecule: messenger RNA, 2381 nt
Organism: Chaetomium strumarium
Lineage: Eukaryota; Fungi; Ascomycota; Sordariomycetes; Sordariales; Chaetomiaceae
Exons: 2
Coding region: 109-2061 (650 amino acids)
Source: RefSeq, a predicted model, not a curated record
CCUUCCCAGCGUUUCGGAAGACUUGGACGGCGCGCUAACGGGCAAAUCCAAACAUGAACGGGAGUUGCGGAAGCUUGCCGCGAACUGCUCAGAGCUGUCUAAGACCUGAUGAAUUUUCUCAAGAAGCUCAAGCGCGGUGAGAAAAAGAACUCGGUGUGGAGAAGCUUGCAAGUCAAGUGGAUGAGCAUGCGGAAGGCGGGCGAGGUUGAGUCCAUGGCGGACAGGCUCUCGGAAUACAGGAGUGAGAUUAUGCUGCGCCUAAGCUUGAUAUUGAGUGACCAGCAAUCGUCCAUCAAGGUUCAGCUUGAGCAGAUUCGGAAGGAAGCUAGCAAGCUUCAUACCGUCACUGCAUCGCAACUCGACACUCUGCGCAGCGACAUCCUGGACGCAGUAAAGGCCAUCCGCAAUCGAGAGGACGAGUCUGAUUCAGAUUCUGAAGAAAUCGCAGAGGAGGGAGAAAGGGUUCCAAGUCCACAACCCGAGACGGAUGAUCUCCGUGGCGUCCAGAAGCUCCUGAUGGAACUUGUCUCCUCGGCCAGGAGUGCCACAGCCCAACACCAGAUCCUACGGCAGCUCGAUUUCCAGUCCAGGAACUCUCGAGAAGAUAUGAUUUACGACGCCCAAAUGGGUACGUAUGAGUGGAUGCUGGAGUCCUCCGACUCGGACGAACAUAGGACCUCCGACAGGGAGAGUAGCGUCUCUAAGCCUGUCUACCCCGGGGAACUGGCAUUUAGCGUCGAGACAAGUCGUAGACGACGACGACCACAAUCCGUCUUCAUGUCCUGGCUUCGCUCGGGUUACCACAUUUUCCACGUGUCCGGGAAGGCUGGGUCGGGCAAGUCGACCUCGAUGAAAUUUCUGUAUAACGACGUACGAACCAAGGCAGCCCUCGAGGAGUGGGCGGGCUCCAAGAAGCUCGUCAUGGCACACUUUUACUUUUGGCACUCUGCACAAGAUGAGCUACAAAACUCCCUUGAAGGUUUAUAUCGCUCGAUCCUGUUCGAGGUUUUGCGUCAGUGUCCGGACAUGAUUCCGGAGGUCUUUCCGGACGACUGGGACGCCAUGGCAAACGAGAGGGUCACCCAGCCCUUGCCCAGCCAGCAUAUGCCCCCGAGAGCCAUCAAGUGCGCCCUCCAACGGUUUGUCUCCAAGAAUUCCAAUCGCACUCACCGGUUCUGCCUGUUCAUCGAUGGACACGACGAGUAUAACGGCGACAGCGCAGCACAUUGGGAACUGGCCCGUCUCUUGCAGUCGUGGACUCAGGGAUCCGACAUCAAGAUGUGUAUCAGCGCUCGGCCGCAUACCGAGUACCUCGUCACGCUUGGCGGCCCACCCAACACUAGCAUUCACCUCCAUGAGUUGACUCGUUGUGACAUCCUCAGUUUCAGCAUUCAGAUGUUGGACAAAGAGCCGAAUUGCGCGGGGCUUUCGGAAGCAGAUCACCACGACCUGGUCCGCAGGAUCGUGGAAAAGGCGGAGGGUGUGUUUCUAUGGACAUAUCUCACCGUGCGGCUGUUGCUCGACUCACUUGGGCGGCGCGACAAACCGGAGGUGCUCUUGAAGCGGCUUGACGGCGUACCAGAUGGUCUUGACGACUUAUACCAGCGUCUGCUUGGAACGGUGCUGCCUGCUGACCGCCGGCGCUCUGAUCUGAUGCUGUUGCUGGCGGUGACCAAUCCGUUUCCGCAGUCAUUGAAUGCCAUUUUGUUCGUGUGGCUCGAGGAGGUGGACGCAGAUCCUACCAUAUUCCCAUUUACGUCUCGUUUUGCGCCUAUCACGGACGCGGCCGUAAGGGAUGCACACGACUACGUCCAACGCCAGGUACGCAGCCUCACCAACGGACUACUAGAGGUAUACGCGGAUGAGGGGGCGGAUGAGGGGGCGCACUCUUUCAGUCCCUUUUUCAGUCGCCGCGUAGAGUUCUUCCACCGCACAGCCAGGGAUUACCUAGCCGAAACCCUCAGGUUCGAAACACUACGGACCCGGCACUUCGCGCACCUGAAUCUCCAGGAUACCUUCGCCCGGCUACGCUUAGCCGAGUUCUUGUGCGGCGUGAGCUGAGAUCACUUCGAAUGGUCGCCUCCCGACGCACCACACCUGUUCCUUAUGAGCACAUUUUGUUCGCUCAAGGAAGAGCCAUCCUUUCCUGUAGCGGCCGGGUUUCACGCCGCGGGCAUGCGCCAACCAUUGGCGCGGCCACCCGAGUGGUAUAUAUGCCCGUCACCAGGACUUCCGCCAGACGACACGGCUAUUCCCUUCUUCUUGGCCCGCCACGGGAACGUCAGGGACGACAGGCUGGUGGGUCCCAUCCCCGGGUCGUGGCCUCAUUUCGCCGCGAGGUACUUGCAGAGGGGAUACGUGCUACAACUUGUCACCAGAUA